This is a messenger RNA of Mizuhopecten yessoensis (Yesso scallop), 2844 nucleotides long. Its product is annotated as putative methyltransferase DDB_G0268948. The record is from RefSeq and is a predicted model, not a curated record. The transcript has 6 exons. Gene Ontology annotation, molecular function: S-adenosylmethionine-dependent methyltransferase activity. The coding region runs from base 193 to 1002 and encodes 269 amino acids. NCBI's taxonomy places the organism in Eukaryota, Metazoa, Mollusca, Bivalvia, Pectinida, Pectinidae.
UCUCUCAAGGGUCGGGAUUUUACGGUUAAUAAUGUCCGCUAACACCGCCCAACAAAUACCUGAUGUGUGAAGGACGAUAGAACGCACGAUGAUAGAGAUAAAGCAAUCUUGAUCUCGGCGAGACGCCUGUCGGGUACAACAAGGAUAUGUGACAGGCACGACGAUUAGCCGACGUCGAACGAUUGUAUAGCCAUGAGUAUCAUGCUUUUUGAGGGCGAGACGCAUGCCGAGUUGUAUGCCAAGUAUCGACCUAAAUAUCCAGAAACACUGUACGAGACGAUUGGGGAGUUCUGUCGUGCCCCCGGAGCCAGCGGAACGGGCGUGGCUGUAGACGUGGGGUGCGGCAGUGGGCAAGGCACCUUUCCUCUUUGUGAAAUGUUCGACAGUGUGGUAGGCGUGGAUAUUAGCCAGAGUCAGAUCGAACAGGCUAUACGUCUCCAGAACUUCGAUCAGAAGUAUGACACAAACAAACUGAAUUUCCGGGUCGGACCUGCAGAGGACCUGAGUUUCCGGGAAGACAACUCUGUUGAUCUUGUGUCAGUUGCAGCUGCCAUACACUGGCUAGAUACAGAAAAGUUUUAUAAGGAGGCUGACCGGAUAUUGAAACCCGGGGGGUCGCUCAUCGUCUACACUUACGUCUUACCUGAUCCAGACAAGGAAGAGGCUGGGGCGUUGGAAGCGCAGUUCUAUAAAGAGCACCUAAGCGAGUAUGCAAGCAGUCGAAUGUUUCCGAAACUAGAGGAUUAUAAACUUCCUUUUGAUGAUGAAUACGGUGUGCGGACGGUGCCGAUGAACCACACCUUGACUGUCCACGAAUAUGUCGGGUUUAUCACCACACUGUCUGCCAGUCAAACCUACCUCCAACACAAUCCUUCCUCGGCUAUAUUCGACGAUCUCACACAAAGGUUGUUAGACUUAUACACAGAUCCUGUCACCAAGGAGGAAAUGGCCAUGUACACAACAUCGACUGUGACUCUACGGACGGGUCGUAAACCACUCUAACCCCGUUAACCCGGACAUAUAACACAGCUACAGCUGUGACUCUACGGACGGGUCGUAAACCACUCUAACCCCGUUAACCCGACAUAUAACACAGCUACAGCUGGCAACCUAGCCGACAUUAUGAUCCAGAGGCCCAGCUCAGGGGAGAUGUCCUAUCUGACAUAUUUGGUUUGUGGUGGCUGUCUAUAUCACUCGUGUUAACAGUAGCUAUGGGUGCCCGUAUCAUCGGAGAAAAUUAUAAUAGAUUGUAGUAUGAUAGAUAGUUCAUUCAAAAGUAAGAGUUGCUUUUCUUUUGAACAGGUUAGUUGUGCACAAAAAGAAAAACUAAAAAAAUAGUUCGCGAUUGUCCAAUUGACUAGUCUGUACAUUUAGCUGUGUUAUUAUACUAUGUAAGCCACACCUGUAGUCUGUUAGAACCGAACAGGUAUUUUAGUAGUCCCAGACCCAAGUUCCAAGAACCUAUCUUGUCUGCGCACAAACUUAAACGUCAAGGUCGGAUACAAGCUCAAACCACCUUUCCCCUGAUUGGGUCGGUCCACGUGGCCUGAUGACAUGACGGGACUGGGUAAUUGCCAAGUGAUCUGUUCGUAAUGUUUUGAUUAGUUCAGUUCGACAUGGAUAUAGUCCUAAACAUAUGGCCCAUUAAAUAAAGGUGCUCUUUUUCCUAUUUCCAUUUUUACGAUAUAACACAUGUACUUUGACUGAUCUAUUAAAUAUGUCAAAUUGCAAAGCUUCGACUUUCGUCAGAAACACAUAUCGGCACGUUACCACAAGGAGUUUUAAUGAAAGUCCAUUUCUUCUAAAGCUCACUUUCAAUAUUGUCUACCUCUUUGACGGGCAGCGCGAAUGUUGCAAUUUGGAUAAACCCCUAAUCGAUCGGAAUACAACAACGGUAUUUGCGUAAUAGAUACAAUCUUUUUUCGUAAAAUAAACUGAUAUUUUGACAAAUCAGAGAAGGUCCGAAAAAUCUGAAAGACAUCGACCAUGUUGCCAAAUCAACCAGGUCUAAAAAUACUUAAACAGAUAACCUCAACUGUCUAGCUAAUCAGAUGUAUGCUUGUUUCACUGAAUGAUACCUUCCGAUGCCUAAUUGAAUAAUUAGAAUGUUUGUUUUGAUAAUUGAACAUUUUUCAAUCAUUUUAUGAUUGAUUUAAAGCUUUUUAUAUAUAAUGAAGUUUGAGAUGAAGGGCACGUUUAACAUGAUUCUCUUGCUUGAUCUGAAUAUAUAUCAAUUUAUGAAGAAACAUACCUGUUAACAUGGGAGGUAACUCUUGCAGUUAGACGAUAACUCUGUGUUAGCUAAGAUAAGUAUUGUAGAUCUAUUGUAGACCAAUCAACAACGGAAUACUGAAACAUUGGACACUGAACAUCCGUAAUGCAACAUUUAAAAAAUAUAGAUGUAGUAAUGAAUGAGACAAAACUAAUAGACGGUGCUAAUGAAUUUUAUUUUUUCUGGAGAUGUAUUUGUACAUUUAAUCAUAUGUGCUGAAAUCAACUGACCAUUCAACGGCUUUAUAUGCAAGACCAUGGUAGGGACAAAUUGAUUCCAGCACCUGUUAAUGUGAUCAUGCUGUAUUGUACCACCUAAAGCGCCGACAAGGACGGGUGAAACCUUUGUGGAGCCACGGGUAGUUGUGUUACUUUGUUUUAUACGUGUAUAUUCCAGUGAAUUAUGUAAUUUCUUUUGUGACGAAUACCUCAUAAGCAGUGCCCAGCUUGCUCUAGAGAGUAGGUCCAAUUUGAUGAUGACUUUACCUGUGGACCUUACCUGUGGACCAAUUUUUGUGUUGCAUUGUUUGUUAUCCUAUUGCAUGUUAUCAAAUAAAUCAUAUUUUGAAGAUA